This is a messenger RNA of Nezara viridula (southern green stink bug), 270 nucleotides long. The record is from the annotation of a GenBank genome assembly. NCBI's taxonomy places the organism in Eukaryota, Metazoa, Arthropoda, Insecta, Hemiptera, Pentatomidae.
AUGGUUCCCAUACCAACAAAGUUUACUCAUUUCCUAUCAAGAGAAAAUUUGAUAUUUAAAUUAUUUGUCAUAAUUUUUUUAAAAAGAUUGACUUGGUUGUUGGUGAAGAAGGGUUUUUUAUCCCUUGAUGUAAUAAAUAAUAAUACUUAUCACAAUAUAAGGGAAACAAAUUUCUACAGAACUAUUACUAAAAAAAAGAAAAUCUGCAAUAAAAUAAUCUUAGAGAAAAUCUGUAAAUCAGUUUCAGAGAGCACAACAAAAAAUAAAUAG